Messenger RNA from Cygnus atratus (black swan), 4147 nucleotides. It is a transcript of the gene BBS12, whose product is annotated as Bardet-Biedl syndrome 12. The transcript is spliced from 11 exons. Lineage: Eukaryota; Metazoa; Chordata; Aves; Anseriformes; Anatidae. The coding region runs from base 1127 to 3391 and encodes 754 amino acids. The record is from RefSeq and is a predicted model, not a curated record. Gene Ontology annotation, biological process: photoreceptor cell maintenance; chaperone-mediated protein complex assembly.
GGCUAUUGAAAAUAAUAUUUUCCCACAUAAUUAUUUCAAAUGUGGAAAAUGCAGACAACCAAGGAAGAACCAACCAUCUUUUGAGCAUCCAAAAUUUACUCAGGGAACAAACUCGCUCACUGAUGCAGCCAGAAACGAGCCGUGCUCUGGUAGGGAGCUGUUAGACUGGACCAGCCAUCCCAGUGGUCUGGGUACAGAGACCCUGUAGCAGCCGUGGUGCCUUCCCAGUGAGAUGUGCUUUUACCAGCUGAGGAACGCUGCUGUAGGCCAUGGGCAAAUGACUGAGGGGCCAGUGCUUCCAUUUAGCAUCAUGCAAGAAUGGCAAAUAUCUUACAGCUAAGGAAAACUCAUGUAUCAGAAAAGAGUGCAGCAAUGCAGAGUAAGCUCAGUGGCCUUUUAGAAAUAAAGAGUUGGUGCUCAGAAGCUGCCUCACGGGGACCUCCACCAGGCCAGGCAUUGUCCAAACCCUCGGUGCAAUGCGGUCUGCUCCCCUCCAGAUUACACCGUUGCUGAUGUGCUGCAUGGCUGUGCGUGAGAGCAGCUGGGAGCUAACAAGGUGCCGAGAACAGGCAAUCUAAAGCAAGAACCAGGGCUCACGGCCCUCCAGGAGAUGCAGGAACAUCAUACACGGGCCAAUGCUAACAGAGGAAAGGAAGGCUGCUGUACAACUCUCCUGCAGCCCUGCUCCCCAAGGUCUGCGAGGUGUUUUUCCAAAGUUAUUCCAAAAAGACUGCGAAGUAACGAAGCAUUGCAGCAAAGGAGCUGAGAAGUGGCCCAUGCUCCUCCCGAGCCCCGCUGCAGCUGGCAGCCCCCGGGGGCAUGUUCCCUUCGUGCACACAUCCUGCAGCAUGAACAGAAAUAAUACUUAGGACUGUCGGCCGUUUUGUUAAAUACUUUGUUGGUCCCUGAUAUGAAGGAGAAAGCUGAGAAGUUGCCAGCAUCAAAUCUCAUUCAGACCAGCAAAAAGUGGCUGAAGCAAUUUCAAGUUUGUGUUGGUGGCAACCAGACCUCCAAAGAAGUUGACAGCUACAGUUUUAGGUCUCCAACUCUAUGCCAGUGGACCCCCUAAAAUUAUCAAAGAGCAGAGGUCGAAGAAGGGCAGAGGUUUUGAAAGCAUCCGACCAGCAUGAGCGCUCAAACUGAAAACCCAGCCUCACCGACGUGGCAGGAGGGAGAGUCCCAGCUGGAAAUACGUGCUGCAGCCGUCCAUCCGAGGGGACCUUACACGUGCAGAUGCUGCCCGCUGGCCAUGGCUUUCAGGGAUGUGAAUUCAAGAAGACAUAUAGGACUUCAGCAGCUCUCAUCCUUGGCAUCAGCUGGAAGAACGUUAUUGGGGCCAAUGAAAUCCUGUAAAUUCAUUGUGGAUGAAAGCACCAACCAAAGCAUGUUGAUUUGUUCUGCUGUCAGACUGAUAGAAGGUUUGGAUUUAACUAGUGCUGCCGGACAGCUUCUUAACGAAACCAUUCAGGCGCAAAACAAGGAGUUUAAAACUGGGAUGAGCACCCUGUUGUUUCUUGUUGGUGCAUGGAGCAAUGCCAUCCUGGAAUGCCUCCAGCAGAACGUUCCUGUUUCAGCAAUAGUGUCGGUGAUGUCUGAGGGGUUGAACUCCUGCUGUGAGAAAGUCCAGUGUCUUCAAAUAUCAGUACAUGAUGUAAAUAAAGAGCUGUGUUCUAGCAGUGUUAGGCCAAACACUUCUAACAGCAAAACUUACGAGAUUGCAUGUGACAGUUUUCUAAAUCCUCAGAUUUUUCUGUGCUUUCAGAAGGAAGUUUCUCCAUCAAAAGAACUUGUUCCAAGAAAUUCUUGUUCCCAUCAAGAAGCUGACAGUAAUUUUAACAAGGGCCUGGUUUCACCUUUGGCUGGCUUUGGAUCAAUAGCUUCCCCUGUCAGAUCAGCAGAUGCUAACAAUGCAUCUGUGAUUUCUGGAAGUGGUGUUACUGCAUCCAGCUGCAAACAAAAAAGAUUAACCCAUAGCAGAUACUUCAGUGCUCUAGCGACAAGCCCUUUUUCGAGUCAGCUCGAUGAUUCUCGGGUAUGCCUCUCAGGACAGUCAGCACAUCCAUGUGAAUGUUACGGUUUAGGACACCUGGCAAGAGCUCUGAGCCAUGGAAAUGAGCCUAACACGAAAUUGCUUAAAAGCAUCGUUGCGUAUCAACACAAGAGAGCAGAAUGUAGCGGCUCUUCCCAAUUCAAUAUUGCAGAAAUUGUGACAUGCUGUUUACCUGGUCUGCCUGAAAGCUAUUCUUGUGUUUGCCCGGGUUUUGUCACUUUAGUAUCACCAGAACAAGCCGCAGUUAUCAAACACUUUCGAGACAAACCCCUUCGGAUUCUGCUGAUGGAUGGUGACCUAACUGAAGAGUAUCGUCACCUAGGUUUUACUAAGCCACGUAACGUAAGGACCGUGUUGGAGCGUCCUGACCUACAGGAAGGCAGACCAGGAGACUUGUGGCUAAAUACUAUGUUAGAUAUUCUAAUACGCUCUGAAGUGAACUUAGUUUUGGUCAAAGGGAACGUGUGCGAGAACCUAAUGGAAAGGUGCAUGGCGAACAAGAUUCUGGUGAUCGGUUCCGUGGCUCAGAAGGUGCUGUGUGCCUUCGGGGAGGUCAGCGGAGCCCGGCCCGUGACAUACCUCACCCAGCGGAGCGCCUCCUGCGCGGGGAGCGGCGCCCAGCUGGAUCUGUGGACGGCCAGCGACGGGCGUGCGAUGGACCUGGGUGAGCUGGUGCCCGUCAGGAUAAAGGUGCGAGGGAUCGCCCUGCUCACGGCCGUGCUUACUACUGCCGUGCCUGCAAAGAUGCAGCUUGUCGAAGACCGGUUCUGGACUUUUGUGUACCGACUGCAUCACGCUCUCAGUGACGGGAAGGUUUUCCUCGGUGGGGGCGCAGUUGAGCUCUUAUGCCUUAGUCACAGUCAGGCGCUGGCAGAGCAGUCUUUAAAGCUAGCAAAUAAAAAGCCUGUGAAAGAAUUUCACGGCCCUUGGCUGGCAGCAUCUUCAGCAGAGUAUAAAUCAGUUGUGCUUCAGGCGUUAGCAAGUGGCUGGAGCCAGUACCUCUCAGCGGUUAUGUGCAACACUGCAAAAGCAGCAUCGCUUUUUGAAGCACGGACCUUAAUUGAGCAUCACCUCAAAAAAGCAACUGACUGUGGCUCUCCCUCAGCAUAUGUACUGAAAGAGUUUCGAAUGGGUGCUAUGUUCCGAGGUGGUCCUGUUCCCUUCACAGGCAGUGCAGAGGGUUUUAGGGUUUACGAUAACGUUACAGCCAAGACAGAGGCGUGGCGCAGAGCUCUAGACCUGGUGCUGCUGGUGCUUCAAACAGAUGCUGAAAUUAUCUCGGGUCCCCAAAGUAAUCAGCUGUUAAAUUCACAUGCCUCAAGUGAAUUUAUGUUUUUGUAGGACUUGUAGGAUGUUUUUUUGUUGUUGUUUUGUUUUGUUUUUUAACAAGUCCAUGAGUCAGUGAGUGGAAGAAGUCCAGGUACGAUCUACAUUUCUUCAUCAAGUAAUAGAGCAAGCAUUUAGGUGUGGUUAUGACUUGAGCGUGUGGAACAGUGGAAAUCUGCCUGUGAAACAGUAACGAGGUAGAUCUUAUUUCCCAUUUCUAGAAAUGAGUUAAAUAGCAAACAAAACUCACUUGUGGGCUAACCUCUAACUACAGCUGUGUGUUUCUAAUUAAUGAUAUUGUCUGUAUGGAUAGAUUAAUCCAGUCUGAUGUCUGUAACAUUCAGCAGAGCAGAUGUGCCGUUCUGUUCUCAUUAGAAAGAGGAGUGCUGUCAAGUCGAAAGAGGCAGUAUCUGUCAAGUCGAGUUGGAGAAAAGUUUGCUUCCUUGGAUAAACUCCUAUUCUGAACAUGUGCUGCCCGUAUAAGGUAUUGGGACUUGUAUCCUGUGAAUUAUUUAAUGUCUUUUACUUCUAAAGAAGGGUAGGGAUUCCUUACAUAACAUUCUCAUACUUGUCUGUGUUAUAUGAGAGUUAUACAAGAUGUAAUUAAUUUCUAAUUAUUACCUUGCUCUUCAUUUCUGUACUCACAAGUGUAGAGAUAAUUACGAUUGCGAUAAUUUAUGACUGUUACUGUUUAAGCUAAGAGAUUGUAUUGGUAGAUCCAGCUUUCGUGUACUUGUAUGGGCAAUAUAUUUUCUAUUUUGAAAUAUCUAU